Molecule: messenger RNA, 3528 nt
Organism: Neurospora hispaniola
Lineage: Eukaryota; Fungi; Ascomycota; Sordariomycetes; Sordariales; Sordariaceae
Product: porphobilinogen deaminase, dipyromethane cofactor binding domain-containing protein
Exons: 6
Coding region: 1-3528 (1175 amino acids)
Biological process (GO): heme biosynthetic process
Cellular component (GO): cytoplasm
Molecular function (GO): hydroxymethylbilane synthase activity
Source: RefSeq, a predicted model, not a curated record
AUGGAGAACAGAGAGAUGUCGACCAAAACAGAAAGCACAUCGUCCAGGCCGCCGGAAAUACCAGAAAAUGACUGGAAAAUCAGUCUCUACGACCCCGGCGACAACGAUGACUGUCCCCGAGCUUGUUUCCUCCCCUGUGACAUGUUCGCCCAUACACGUUAUCGAUUGGACUUGAUCAAACAGGGUCGAGAUCCUCUCGAUCUCACCGAUUACAAAGACUUCAACCCCACUUGUUGGAAGUUCUUCGGGUUGUGCACUGGGGGUUUCUGUAUCGGCAGCGGCAUCUACACCGGUAGAGAGACGACCAGGAUCCGUCAAAAGUACGGCAUUAAGGGCACAGCAGGAGACGACAUGACCAGAGGCAUUUUCUGCCAGCCAUGUUCCCUAAUUCGUAAUGACCUCGAGAUCCGCCAGCGUGAGGGUAUGAAACAAGAGGCCGACCUUCCUCCCCCGAGACCCCUUGGCGAGGACUACCAGCCCAUCUUUGCUAUCAAACCCGAUGGCUACAAGUCGGAGCCGCGGAUGACUACCCCCAGAGGCAUUUUGAAGCCAAUCACGUCUCCGGAAAGCUCAUCGCCGCCUGACGGACAACCCGCUCUGCGAGAAGUACACUUCCACGAACCGGGGCAGGGAAAUGCACCCAAUGUGGCUGCGUCGUACCCUGCUGAAGUCGGUCAUGUCUCUCAAUCUUCUUUUAGCCCUAGGACCGAGGGUGGCCCUUCGAUUGUCAACCAACGACGCAGCAGAGAAGGGACGCUCACUCCGAUCGAAGAAGCAGACCACCAAGCUGGUGAAGAAAGGAAGAAGAGCACCAUCUUGGGCCCAGCAAUGAACACCUUCCAGAGGACGACAAGCCCACCCGUAAUGCAUGUCACCACCAGCGAUGCCCCCAUCCAGGCGCCAACCCCAACUCGUGACCACGACAGAUACGGCAACGGCCGAGGCCCGGACACUGAUCGGUUGGAAGCACCAGUCCGAUCCCGGGAAUCGCCUUCUAAGACACCUACUGGAUCUACCAAUGCCCGAAGUUCCGAGGACCAGCCUGAUCGCCUUGAAGCUCCGAACCGGCCUUUGGACUCAACCCCAAUCCCACAGAGAUCUCGAGAUAUUCGACUGUCCGAGGACGGAUCCGACGAAGCACCUGCACACUUCCCAGUCAUAGAAGCGCGCGUUCCGUCACCCGAGCUCUCUCGAAAAGCACCCAAGAUCGGAAAGUCAAAUACCCCAGUCCGCAAGUCGCGCUUCUCCGAGGAGUUUGAUGCACCAUCCGCCGACGAGAUCUUUUCCAACAUCCCAGACGUGGCCCCAAGUAGCUCGCUCGAUGCGCCUCCCCGGCUUCCGCACUUGCCUGGUGCAUUUGACACCCCAGCUAUGCCACCCGCAACCGUACCUGCAGGCUCCUCUAACGUUCCUUCCCAAUUGCCCCAACUCCCUGGUGCAUUCCCUUCCUCUUCACACUCCGAGACACCGAAUAUGAAGCCAUCCGCUCUCGAGCAGCUUACCGCCCUUGGUGACGUGGCGAACCAAUCUCCCAAGGUGGUCACCGUCGAGGAGGCGGAGACUUCAAUUGCAGAAACGAUCGAGGACGAAGUAGACGAAGCGCAGGACGAAGCUCGUUCACAACCUUAUGAUGUGGGCAACAAUUUCCUCCCUCCGCAAGCUGAAGCUCACGAGCUCAGCACCGAUACGGUUGUUCCCUUGCUGGAUCAACCAAAAGCACAUGGUCCGCACAUGGAUGCCAAGGUUGCUCUGGCCGCCGCCAGGAUCAAAGAUCACCCCAUCGAAUCGGAUCCUCGCAUCAACUCGCCCAAACCGAUCUCCAUCCGCAACCACCAAUUCACCGAGGACAAGCGACUUGCGGUGCCGAGAAGCGACAGCCCUUUUAAACCCGGCAUCCACUUGGACCAGCGUGUCCCGACUCCUCCAGCCUUGGUGCGACCGCAUAAUCGCCUUGAAGACCGGCAAAUCGCUACGCCCAGUCCCAGUGCUGAUCGCGAAAAUCGCAACCUAGGCGCAGACGUCAGGACCGCGAGUCCAGGUCUAGGAUCGAGGCGUGGAGGCCUGACGGGUGGAAGACCUCAUUCACUUCGCCACGAUAGUCGUGUUGGUACGCCGAAGCAUUUAGAAAAUGUCCAUGAUUUGGCGGCGGAUGUGAGAGCGCCAACAGGAUCGGUGAGUCCGUUGGCGAAGAGCCCGGAACCGAGGAGUCCUCCGCCCAAGAGACCGGCGGCGGCUAGUCCAGCUUUGAGCGCGUCCAGUAUCAGCAUUGGGACGAGGGCGCAUCAAUUGCUAGAGCACUUUUUGGAGGGUAAUAGGAAGGGGGCGGAGCGCGAAAGUGGGAAUAAGUCUACUCCUACCCUCUCGACCUUACCUUGCUGGGGUGUGGCCGCCCGUGCCGACCGAUGCUGUCCGGCAGUGAGGGCGGAGAAGCCUUCUGUCCCGGUGCCGGGGGCAGCGGACUUGACUCCACCGACCCCGUCUCACAAAGUGGACAACAACAACAACACCACAACCAUGUCCGAACAAAAACAAACAGUCCACAUCGGCACCCGCCGCUCCGCCCUCGCCCUCCGACAAGUCGACCUCGUCAUUGCCGCCCUCCAGCCUCACCAUCCCAACGUCCACUUCCAAGUGCACGCCCUCGCCACCCUCGGCGACAAGAACCAAACGGCCUCUCUGCCCUCCCUCGGCAAGGGUCUCUGGACCAACGAGCUCGAAGCCAAGCUGUUCAACAAGGAAGUCGACUUUAUCGUGCACUGCCUCAAGGACAUGCCCACCACCUUGCCCGAGGGCGGUAAGAUUGGUGUUGUGACGGAGCGCGAGGAUCCGCGGGAUGUGGUGGUCAUGAAAAAGAAGUGGGCCGAGCAAGGGAAGUACAAGUCUCUGGCUGACCUGCCCGAGGGCGCCAUCGUGGGCACUUCGUCGGUGCGCCGCGCGGCCCAGCUGCGCAGGCGGUACCCCGGCUUGGUGUUCAAGGACGUACGAGGCAACAUCGAGACGAGAAUGAGAAAGUGCGACGAGGAGGAUUACGACUGCAUCAUCCUGGCCGCGGCGGGGUUGUUGAGAAUGGGGUACGACGAGCGGAUUGCGCAGUGGUUGGAUUCGACGACGGAAGGGGGAGGUAUGUUGCAUGCGGUUGGACAGGGCGCGCUGGCCAUGGAGAUCAGGGAGGGCGAUGACAAGACGCUGGAGAUCAUCAAGCCGUUGUGUCAUGAGAAGACCAUGGUGGCGACAUUUGCGGAGCGCGCCGUCAUGAGGAGCUUGGAGGGCGGGUGCAGUGUGCCGAUUGGUGUCGAGACCAAGUGGGUGGGCGAGGAUCAGUUGCAGUUGAAGGUGACGGUGGUCAGCUUGGAUGGAAAGGAGAGUGUGGAUGGGCAGAGCGUCGAGGUAAUCACGACAAUUGAGGAAGCCGAGGCGAUGGGUCAGAAGCUGGCAGAGGAUCUGGCUAAGAGGGGCGCGCAGAAGAUUCUGGACUUUGUCAACCAGGGUCGUGCCUCGGGGGGUGCGCUCAAGAUUGGUGAUCUCUGA